GAAAAAAAUGACCACACAAAGAAACUAGACUGUGAGGCAACUUUCUUCUUCUUCUUCCUCACAAGAUUUGAGGGGAGAGAAAAUUAAAAUUCUAGAGAGAGAAAAUUAAUCUAGUUUCGAUUUCGGGUGGAAUUUUCGAAAUUCAAUAUAAUUUUCCCCAAUUUUCAAAAUCCCCAAUUUUUAGAGUUCUUUUAAUUACUUUCACCAGACGAUUUCUCAACAAGUUCUGAAUUGAAUAUCAGGAUAUUGGUGCCUUUAUAAGUCUCUGUUUGAAGCAUGCCAUUGAAGUCUAUUUCUACAUAUCAAACAGCACCGAGUUCCAAUACUACAACUACUCCAGCAGCAGUGUGUUCAGAACAGUGGUGGCGGGCUGCUCAACCCACUCCAUUCCCUUUAACUGAUGCAGGUGUUGAUGCUCCCAAACACACAUUGCUAAAUCAUCCAGUUGAAAUGUCAGGAUCUAAAGAUGACCAGUCGCUGUCAAACCCGGGGGAUGAUGAUGAGACCAGCAAGGAUUCUGAAACUACGGGCUCUACUUCCACCCCUCGUGAUGGUAGCUCUGGGCAUGAGCUUCAGAAAUCGCAAUAUGGUGAGUCCAGUAUGACUCUUGGAAGUGGGGAUUAUUUUGCACAACAUCCACAACUAGAGCUCGUCGGUCACUCAAUGGCAUGUGGAUCAACUCCUUAUCCUGAUCUCUACUAUGGUGGAAUGAUGGCUGCCUAUGGACCUCAAGCCUUGGUUCCUCCCCAGUUUUAUGGGAUGCAUCAACCUAGGAUGCCUUUGCCUCUUGAGAUGGCACAGGAACCUGUUUACGUUAAUGCUAAGCAGUAUCAUGGAAUCUUAAGACGAAGGCAAGUGCGUGCCAAAGCUGAGCUAGAAAGGAAACUCAUCAAAAGUAGAAAGCCGUAUCUACACGAGUCUCGUCAUCAACAUGCUUUGAGAAGGGCAAGAGGUACAGGAGGACGUUUUGCAAAGAAGGGUGAAAAUGAAGGUUCCGGCCACUCUGCUGAAGAGAGAAGCAAAGCUUCAGAUACAGGAGAGGUCCAUUCGCAUGAAAACAGCGUAGAACAUAAUGAUAUCUCAAACGGCUCCGGAGAAACCAGAGCCAAGGAAGGUCAGUCGAACCAGCAAUGGGGAAAUAGCAUGUCUACCAACAAGGCUCCGCAGUUUGCACUUGCCAUCUGAUGAGUUUGAUGAGGCCUAGAAUUUAACUACCGGGAUAGUAGAUUAUAUAUCCUAAUUCUCUUACCCUUUAUGUCAGAUUGAAUCAUCAUCUCGAUCCUUUUUGGAUGAGCGCGGGCAAAUCAUUCUUGGCUGGUUUUUAGUGUCGUUGGCAGAUACUAGAGAGAGUAGGAUAAAGAUGGGUAGUAGAUUAGCGAUUCAGUGGGCUUUAUGAUCGGCUUUCACUGGAUUUAUGUACAGUUUAGUUUUUUUUACUCGUAGUCGAGAGUGUUAGAUUAGUGUGAGGAAAGGCGUUGAGGCUAAGAGAGAUCAUUUGGUAGCUAUUUAUGCAUCUUGGCAACUUUAUGUUAGUACGUUGUACAUUUGUAGGGGUUAUGAUGCUGUCAGGUCAGUCUUCGAGAAUUUUUUAAAAAUUUCGUAUUCAUGAUAUCGAUACGCCCGAACACGUGAUUGGCUACAAACUCACUAGUGUUUGAACCAAAAGGUUUGGAACAAUGAGUUAUGAGACCUUCAUUUGUUGUGUUCUAUUUGCAGGUAUGAUGAUUGCAUAAUAAUGGUCUUUGUGUUGGUUUUUCUUGAUAAGAUGGAAAUAAGAGUUGAAAUAUUAUUCUUUGUGCU
Messenger RNA from Amaranthus tricolor (Joseph's coat), 1800 nucleotides. RefSeq names its product nuclear transcription factor Y subunit A-1. The coding region runs from base 277 to 1185 and encodes 302 amino acids. Gene Ontology annotation, biological process: regulation of transcription by RNA polymerase II. NCBI's taxonomy places the organism in Eukaryota, Viridiplantae, Streptophyta, Magnoliopsida, Caryophyllales, Amaranthaceae. The record is from RefSeq and is a predicted model, not a curated record. Gene Ontology annotation, cellular component: CCAAT-binding factor complex. The transcript is spliced from 7 exons. Gene Ontology annotation, molecular function: RNA polymerase II cis-regulatory region sequence-specific DNA binding; DNA-binding transcription factor activity, RNA polymerase II-specific.